AUGACGGGAGGCGUCGAUGCCGGGCGACGAGGGGUGCGGACGCGGGUGAUGCUUCCGUUGGAUUGCGUCGAGACGCGCGGCGACGCGCCGCGGGACGCGACGCGGACGGCGGCGACGCUGGACGCGCUGAAAGCGUCUGGGGUCGAGGGCGUCAUGGUGGAUUGUUGGUGGGGGAUCGUCGAGGGUGCGGCGCCGAGACGGUACGCGUGGGAGGGGUAUCGGCGAUUGCUGGAGAUGUGUCGCGCCCGGGCGUUGCGCGUGGACGUCGUCUUGGCGUUUCACGCGUGCGGGAGCAACGUCGGGGACGGUGCGUGCGAGAUCGCGCUCCCGCAUUGGGCGCGGGGGGUGGAGGCGAGGGAGAACAUGUAUGCCGACCGUCGAGGAUCGGUCACGGAGGAGUGCUUGUCGUUGUGGGGGGACGAGACGCGGGACGCGCGGCGAGGCGAUAGAACGCCGCUCGAGUGUUACCGAGAUUUCAUGCGCGCGUUCAGGGACGCGUUCGAGCGCUUCAUGCGCGUCGACGCGGGAGAGGAUGGGCCGACGAUCACGCAAGUCAUCAUCGGACUCGGGCCGUGCGGGGAGCUGCGAUAUCCGUCGUACAGGGCGUCCUCGGGAUGGCGCUUCCCGGGCGUCGGCGAGUUUCAGUGUUACGACGAGCGCGCGCGGGCGUCGCUCGCGUACGAGGCGGCGGCGUUCGGGAAGCCCGAGUGGGGACGGCAUCCGCCUCCGAACGGACCGGACUACGCGUGCGAUCCCGAGGGACGACCGAUUCCGCCUUUGCGCGAGACGAGCGCGAGCGACGACGAGCCCGAGGCGAAGAGACGACACGCGAUGCCGCACGUGGAAUCCGACUCGAGCCUGACGAGUGCGAGUUUUUCCCUCGCCCCCGAGUGCGCGACGCGAAACUUUUUCGCCACCGACGGCACGGGGUCGUGGGACACGCCGCACGGAAAGUUUUUCCUGUCGUGGUAUCACCGCGAGCUCGUCGCGCACGGCGAACGCGUCUUGGAGCACGCCGCGCGGGAGUUUCGAGGCGUCGACGCGACGCUCGGCAUCAAGUGCGCCGGCGUGCACUGGUGGCACGACCAUCCGAGCCGCGCGGCGGAGUGCGCGGCGGGGUACUACAACGCCAGGCCGAGCUCGAGAUCGACCGCGGACGUCCUGUGCGGGUGCGAGCCCGCGGGGUACUCGAGCGUGAUUGAUUUGUGCGCGCGCUUCAACGUCGAGCUCACGUUUACGUGCGCCGAGAUGCGCGACGUCGAGCACGACGACGCGUACAUGUGCUCGCCCGAGGGACUGUUCGAAGAAGUCGUCCGAUGCGCCGCCGAGCGCGGGGUGCGGGUGAACACCGAGAACGCGCUCGCGCGUUUCGACGCCGACGCGUACGCCCAGAUUUUGCGCGCGUACGAGCGACACGGCGCGGCGACGAUGGCGGCGACGACGGCGAGUGAAGACGCGACCGCGAACGAGGAAAAUGGAUCGCUUCGCUCGGCGUCGAGCGAUGAGACCACCGCGCCGGGCUCGCGCGCGUCGUUCGAAUCGAACCGCGGCGUCCGCGAACGCGUCCUCGGCGCCUUCACCUACCUGCGCGCGUGCGACGCCCUCUUCGAACCCGCCAACUUUACGCGCUUUUCAAACUUUGUGCGACGCAUGUCAGAGCUCUGA
Molecule: messenger RNA, 1665 nt
Organism: Ostreococcus tauri
Lineage: Eukaryota; Viridiplantae; Chlorophyta; Mamiellophyceae; Mamiellales; Bathycoccaceae
Product: Glycoside hydrolase, catalytic domain
Exons: 1
Coding region: 1-1665 (554 amino acids)
Biological process (GO): polysaccharide catabolic process
Molecular function (GO): beta-amylase activity
Source: RefSeq, a predicted model, not a curated record